AAAAGACCAUGUUUGAAUCUGGCGCCAUUUUGGUCCGCCAUCUUUGUUUUUGCGGGUCCCGGAUGCAUUUCUUGUUUCUUGUUGUUUGUCACACCGAAGGGCCACGCGUUCCCGCCAUAAAUUUACACAAUGUCUGAUAACGCUGACGCCAAGCCAGAGGGUGAGGGGAACGAGUACAUCAAACUUAAAGUCGUAGGCCAGGAUUCCAAUGAAAUCCAUUUUCGUGUGAAAAUGACUACACAAAUGGGCAAGCUAAAGAAAUCGUACAGUGAACGUGUGGGUGUUCCAGUAGCAUCACUUCGCUUUCUCUUUGAUGGACGACGUAUAAAUGAUGAAGAAACUCCCAAAGCGCUGGAAAUGGAAAAUGACGACGUAAUUGAAGUUUACCAGGAACAAACCGGAGGCCAUUGAUGUAACACAUUCCCACGAGUGUAGGACUAAGACUAUGUUAGGUUAAGGAAGUUUAUUUUUUGCCACACAUGUACCUUUAUUUUUUCUGAUUGAAAAAAUUUUGCACAGACCCAGCUAUGUGCAUCAGUGGUUUUUAGGUAAAUUUUGUACAAGUCUCCUACAGUGUAUUGGUGACUUAAGAAUUAAGAAGAGAUUGCCUUGAUUGUGAUACUUUCCUGAGUGGAUGGUACAAGUAUGCUUUUAAUUUUAAUCCUCCAAAUAUGUUAAAAUUUAAUUAAGAUUUAUCAGUUUUAUCCAGGCUUAAGCAUUGGAUGUUAAUUUGUUAUACUGUAAAUUUAGAAGUGAAUGUUUUUGAUGGGCCAUCUAUAGCUCAAACAGGUUUUAUCACAAAUCAUUUAAAGUUUUUUUUGACUUGAGAAAGACCUUGUAAACAGUGCAAGGUUUACAAUUAGCUAAUAGAUAACCUUUCCUGUGUAUGGUUUUUGUGUAUUAGAUGCAGCUGGACAUCUUAAUUGCUGUGAAAGGAAAUAGACUCUAUGAGUUUUAUGUGUAAUUCUUAUUCAAAUACAUUCUGAAUUUGCCCCAUGAGCAAGUUUUCAUUUUCUUUCUAUGAGGUUAAGCUAAUAUGAACAAUUUGAGACUUGAAUGUGCCAUUGAGACAUAAAUGAUUUUCACAACAUUGAAUAAGAAAGACGAAACAAUUGGACAAACUCGGUGGGAAAUGAUGAAACCCAAGUUUGUGUGUAUAAGGCGAAUCCUUUGUGGCAAUCAAAUUAGUUUCGGAAAUGUAUAUACAGUAGUUAAAAUCAUUUUCUAAUGGUAUUUAGUAGAUUCUACACCAAGUCUAGUAUAAAGGAACUGGUGUUCAUUGCAUGCAAUACAUUGUCAAUACCACACCAUAACUAAUCUGGAACUAGAAAGUAAAUUUUAUAAUAUCUUGCCAAAGCAUUUCUGACCUUAAAUUACCUACAUGGCUAUACACUAUAUAGUUUACCAUAUAUUACAUUAUAUUCAAACUUGAUAUUCUUAUUUUUCUCAUGACUUGAGUUUUCCCAGUGUUAGCUGAUCAUCCAUGCUAUUCGUUUCCCAAUGAGAAGGGGGGGGGGGUAAAUGUGUAAGGAGUAUGGGGGGACUGAAUUGGUAUCUUUGCAGUUAGACACACCUGCUCAGUCUUGAAUUCUCGACUUUUUUUUUUUUUUUUUUUUUUUUUUUUUUUUUUUUUUUUUUUUCUAACUAAUGUAUUAUUCUUUCUGCCAAUACUACCAUUUACUUCUUAUGAAGUUUACCCUAUAGUAAAACAGAUUCUUUAAAAGAAAUUAUCCUCAUUGGCAUCUGUACUCCAUCUUGCUGAUUUGAAAUAGCAGGAACACAAGAUUAUUCUUAAGACCUUUUUUUUUUUUAUAACAUGCCUACAUAAUCCUGUAGAAAAUGCAAGAAAUAUUGGGCAUUUUCCUAUUGCCUAUUAACAUGUAGGUUGGCUGGUUAAACUCUCUUGCCAAUUUUACUUUUAGUUCACACUUCAAUUCACUUCUUGUGUUUUUUAAUAAUUUUUAGUCCAGCAAUAUUUCCUUCCUUAUUUAGGAGCCUUGGUUUAAGACUGGCUUAGUGUUGAUCUCCAGAAUUGCUGUAAUAUUGGUAACAUGUACAGAUACUUCAUUAAUAUUCUUGUACAUAGACUUUAUUCCCCUCUCGUAUAAGAUAACCCAAACUAUUGUCCCUCACUCAGCCCUAAUGCAUACCAUUUAGCAAUCUAGUAAGAUUUAAGAUGGUAUUAUUAGUUCAUUUUUAUUCAACAGAUCUUUGGGGAAACUUUAAAGAAGCUUAUACUUUUUCCAAAAGUUGGAUGUGUAUAGUUGAGCCUCAGAAUUCAUGUGCUUUAUGUCUGAUUUGAUUAUUGCUGGCUAUUAGGCGAAUUGCUUUGAUUUUCACAUUUUUCCAUCACCUAGUGGAAAGCUUCUAAACUGAGAGAUAACCAUGGGAUUUCAUUGAAAAUGACAUAAGGAGAUCGAGCAAUAUGUAAAGGUAUAUAGCUUUUUUUUCUUUUCUUUUCUUCCCAACGUGCAGAAUUCCCUAUUAUCUGAAACUUCAGGAUUCACAUCUUCCGUAACCUGUUCACCUAUAUUCAUUAAAGUAAUUUAUGGUGCAAUUAGCUGAAAAAAUUUCUCUUGCUCUAAAACUAUAAAUGUUGUUUCUUACCUUCUACUCUAGAUUCAUACAAAACUAGAUUUGCAAUUAUCUAAGUUUUGUGAUAAAUAGUUGAAAUUUAAAAUCUAUUAUGUACUUUCAACAUUGAAUUUUGUUUCUAAUCUUUCCAGGGUAUCAAAAUUCAUAAAAUAAUUUCCUUCUGAAUGCUAUAAAACUCAUCAUGGAACACAAAGAAUUAGUUAGCGAGAGGUGUUCAGCAUCUCAUGAAGUAUAAUAUUUAUUUGCGCAUUGGUUGCUCAGGAACGUAAAAUAUAUUGAAAGUUACACUAGUCAAAACUGACGGUAGUUUGGCAAAAAAAAAAAAAAAACUAUACUGUCAUAGUAAAUUUAUUCAUAAUUCGUCUAAUUGUGCACAUGUGGUGGAAAAGCAUUCUGAUGAAUCAUGAUUAGGGUGAAUGGAUUUGCAGUAGGUGUAACUUCAGCAUUUAGAAAGAGGGAGCAUUAAUAUGUAAUAAGGUAUGAUAAUAGGCAUGUUACAGUAAGACAUGGUAAAAGGCAGUAACAACUGUAACCGAAGAAUCUGAUUGGGGGGGUUGCUUGAUGAACAGUUGGCUGGUAAUGCGAAGGAAAUCGAAGCUCUAACUAAAAAUAUAUAUAUAUAUAUAACUUCUGUAUAAAUGUAAAUAAAGGCACAUCUUAA
Molecule: messenger RNA, 3256 nt
Organism: Cherax quadricarinatus
Lineage: Eukaryota; Metazoa; Arthropoda; Malacostraca; Decapoda; Parastacidae
Product: small ubiquitin-related modifier
Biological process (GO): protein sumoylation
Cellular component (GO): PML body; nucleus
Molecular function (GO): ubiquitin-like protein ligase binding; protein tag activity
Source: RefSeq, a predicted model, not a curated record